AUGGGGCAAAAGUGUUCGGCGUUGUUGAAAGAGAAAGAGGAGGAGGAAGAAGAGGAGGAAGAGGAAGAGGAGGAAGAGGAGGAGGAAAAGUCGUUCUCGGGGAAACCUUCUUCCUCGAACUCUUUUUUGGAGGUGAGAAAAGACUUUCUUUGGUUUUCGAAAGAAGGCGCGGUGGUCUCGAAGGACGACGACGACGAGGAGGAGGACGACAAGAACGCGCGAGAGGAGCGGGCGCCGUUUUUUUACCAGGACGAAGCGGAGGAGAAAAGAGGAGGAGACGAGAGCGCACCGCGCGUGGUCGGGAACGUAUCCCUCGUCGUCCAAGAAGAAGAAGAAGAAGAAGAAGAAGAAGAAGAAAAGAAAAAGAGGCAAAGAGCGGGGAGUAAAUCAAAGAGGUUUCUAUGGACGGUAGGGGAGAAGGAGUUGCGAGAGGCGACGCAAAAUGGCGACGGCGAGGUCAUAUCGACGAUUUUUGUCGCAGAUGCGCAUCGCGAGUUUCGAUUGGCGCUGAAAAAUUCGGUCGAAGUAGAAGGCGGCGCGGCGAAGGCUUUGGUAUCGGCGAGGCUGGAAUGUUGCCCGCCGCCGUCCUCGAAAGCGGCGAACGCGGUGGACGUUGCGGCGACGAUGCGCGUGUCUUUGGAGUUUUCGACGAAAAGAGGUGAAAACAGCAUCAACGACGAGAGUAGAGCAUCAAUCAUACUGCGCGAAGCGUACAUGAGACAGGUGUUGAAUCAAGGCGAAUGUCUCGUUUUGCGCGAUUUUUUCAAGAGCGACAUCGCCGAGAGCAACGCGACGAAGCUCACUACCACGAAGAAAAAAGCAACGACGAGUACAAAAGAUAGAUUUCAACUCGUAUGCGAGGUGGAUUUUGACUCUCUCGAUUCAGUCCCGAGCGAACGCGAUGAUGAAGACGAUAUCAACACCUUCAACUCUUCCGCAAUCGUUGCGUAUUGCGUCUCUCUUUCGCCUCUCCUUUUCGUCUUUGAAAACUUCCUUCACGAAAGCGAGUGCGAAUUCUUGCGAACGCUCGCGGAUAAAGAUUUAAAACGAUCGAGAGUGACCGAUGGGAAACUUUCCAACGGGCGCACGAGCUCCUCGUGUUUUCUCAUCGGUGCAAAGGGCAAAGAAGAUGUAGUGAAAACGAUCGAAAGACGCAUGUUGGAUGCGAUUCGCAGUACGCCGGUGUUGACGACGAGACGGUUCGAUACGCUGAAAUUAAAAGGUUCGGAGCCAAUGCAGAUCGUCCGGUACGGUAAGAACGAAAAGUACACGAGUCAUUUCGACAACAAAGCGGGAUCAUUUCGUCGAGUGGCAACGUUCAUGUGCUAUUUGAGCGACCAGUGCGAAGGUGGAUGCACGAAUUUCCCAAAGGCCGAACCGCUUUUCUUGGAACCGUCUUUCGAUGAGCACGGGGCGUUCAAGCCUUUUGGAAGGAAGAAGAAAACCGUCGCAUCUGAGCAACACGGAGUUAAAAUUCACCCGAAACUCGGUCGCGCCAUUUUAUUUUUCUCCAUCUCCGAGGAACCGUUCAGAGAAAAUCCGCUCUCGCUGCACGAAGGGCAAACGGUAAGAAAAGGCGAGAAGUUCAUCUGUACGAAAUGGUUGACGAGAACCGAAGAGAGCGAAAACGAGGAGGACGAUUUCGUGUCUUCAGACGAAGCGGACGCGGAUUGA
Messenger RNA from Bathycoccus prasinos, 1674 nucleotides. RefSeq lists its product with no specific name. Gene Ontology annotation, cellular component: endoplasmic reticulum. Gene Ontology annotation, molecular function: procollagen-proline 4-dioxygenase activity; iron ion binding; L-ascorbic acid binding. Lineage: Eukaryota; Viridiplantae; Chlorophyta; Mamiellophyceae; Mamiellales; Bathycoccaceae. The transcript has a single exon. The coding region runs from base 1 to 1674 and encodes 557 amino acids. Gene Ontology annotation, biological process: peptidyl-proline hydroxylation to 4-hydroxy-L-proline. The record is from RefSeq and is a predicted model, not a curated record.